Messenger RNA from Danio aesculapii, 4901 nucleotides. RefSeq names its product ATP-binding cassette, sub-family C (CFTR/MRP), member 10 (gene abcc10). Gene Ontology annotation, cellular component: membrane. Gene Ontology annotation, biological process: transmembrane transport. Gene Ontology annotation, molecular function: ABC-type transporter activity; ATP hydrolysis activity; ATP binding. The transcript is spliced from 22 exons. The record is from RefSeq and is a predicted model, not a curated record. Bases 96 to 4742 code for a protein of 1548 amino acids. NCBI's taxonomy places the organism in Eukaryota, Metazoa, Chordata, Actinopteri, Cypriniformes, Danionidae.
ACGCCCUGCGCUGACGUGCAAAAUGACUGGAUAAUAACAACAUUACCGGUUGCUCUUAGGGCGGUGUUUCGGCCCUCGGGGGUCUUCAGGAGGUCAUGGGGGGAGAUAUAGGAGCAGCUGAGUUCAUAUCAGAGCUCUGUCACACUGAUGUGGACAGUCCAUUCCCUGUGUGGCAGAAUGGCACCAUGAGCCCCUGUGCUAACCAGCUUCUGCUGGGAUCUCUGUCCCAUGCUGUCAUUGCAGUCAUCGGUGCCUGUUAUAUUAGUGUGCCCAGGCUUACCCAUAUCGUAUCCUCCCUUCCCAUUGGCUGGGGCAUCAGGGCUGCAUCGACCUUACUAAUAUUUCUUUUAUUCAUUGGAGACUUAGUCCUGGUUUUUGAGCUCCAGGCCCCAGACAUAUAUCUGGAUGUCUUAGCUGAUGGAUGCGGCGUACUAGCCUGGUUGGUUCACUUUGGAGCCAUUUUGUCACUACAGAAGUCCAUGUAUAGAAGGACUCGAGGUCCUGCUUUACUUCCUGUGGCCCUUAUUCUCUCCAUUCCUAAUCUUGCUUUUAACCUGACUGCCUACACCCAAGAAAUCAUUCACCAUGGAUUCUCACAGCCUCUGCAGGUUAUUCGUCUAGCUUUUACAGUAACAAGAGGCGCUCUGGUAUUGGUCUACCUGCUUGGGUACAUCUUUCCCUGUUACAGAACUCAAAGAGACCUUCUGUCAUGUAAUGCAGAAGAUGAAGCUCCAUUAAUUGUUACUUUUGAACCCUUCGAAGAGGUGACUGUUGCUGAGGAUGGCAGCAAUUGGCUUUCCAGACUCCUCUAUCUGUGGCUCAACCCUUUGCUAAACCGAGGUAAACGAGGAGAGCUUGAGAGACCAAGUGAUGUGUUUGAGCUUCCAAGUCGGCUGCAUACCAAAUCAGUCACCCGCCGGUUCUACCAGUGCUGGGAGAAAUGCCUCCAUUCAAGAGCUCUGGAAAGACCUGAGAGACUGGAUAGACGUCCAAGAGGAAACCUGCAGGACAACUCUUGGAGUGAAGCUCAACCGGAAAGGAUUUACAAAGGUGAAGCGCAACAUGACGUCAAGCUUCUACAAGUGUUGCACAAGGCCUUUGGUCUACGCUACUACCUGCUGGGAGGAUUGAAGCUAAUAGCUAGCAUGCUAGCUUUUGCAGGACCCCUCCUUCUUGGUGAACUGGUGGGUUUCAUGGAGACUGAAGGAGGACCAUUAAGCAAGGGUGUGUGGUGCGCAGUAGGGCUUUUUGCUAGUACUUUUCUUGCUGCCCUGCUGAGAAACAUCUUUGUUUAUGAAGUAUCAAAGGUUGCCCUGGAGGCUCGGGCUGCUGUGAUUUCCACCAUCUACAGCAAAGCCUUAAAAGUCAAUGCGCCCUCUCUGGCUCGCUUCAACAUGGGUGAGGUGGUCAACUUCAUGAGCACGGACACAGACCGUGUAGUCAAUUUCUUCAACAGCUUCCAUGAAGUGUGGAGUCUCCCCUUCCAGUUUGUUCUUGCACUUUACCUGCUCUACCUGCAAGUGGGCGUGGCCUUUUUAGGUGGAGUGGGCGUGGCCGUGCUGCUUGUGCCUUUGAAUAAAGUCCUGGCUUCCCGAAUUCUGGAAAACAAUAAGCAUAUGCUGCAGCACAAAGAUGGCAGAGUGAAGUUAAUGACAGAGAUCCUCUUUGGAAUUCGUGUCCUGAAGUACUAUAAUUGGGAGGAGCACUUCACUCAAAAGAUCGAGGAGGCCCGUAAAAAAGAGCUACAUCACCUAAAACUCCUGAAGUACCUGGAUGCGGUGUGUGUGUACACCUGGGCUGCUCUGCCCGUGGUCAUCUCUAUCCUCACCUUCAUCACAUACGUUCUGCUAGGAAACAAUCUCACUGCUGCAAAGGUGUUUAGUACUCUGGCUCUCGUGGGGAUGCUCAUUCUGCCGCUCAAUGCCUUCCCUUGGGUGCUGAAUGGGACCCUGGAGGCGAAAGUGUCUUUGGAUCGCAUUCAGCGCUUCCUUGCAGUACAGGACCAGGAUCUCUCUGUCUAUUACAGUCAAGUGUGUCCUGAGGACCCUCUUUCUGCUGUUCAGAUGGUCCAGGCGAGUUUCUCCUGGAAACAGUCAGAGGAAGCAGAUUCUGUCAGUAUACCUGAUGACAUAACAGAGGAAGGGUCACCACCUCACAGCUUUUACCUCCACGCACUAAAUCUCAAUGUUAAAAGGGGCUCUCUGGUGGUGGUGGUGGGAAAAGUUGGCUGUGGGAAAAGCUCCUUGCUGGCCGCUAUAACAGGAGAGCUGACCAGGUGUGGUGGGGAACUGUUUGUUCAGGGAAGAGAGCAGGGGUUUGGAUUGGCUGUCCAGGAGCCGUGGAUCCAGCAUGCAACAGUGCAAGACAAUAUUCUCUUUGGCAGGGAUUAUGACAACAUGUUUUAUCAAUCUGUGAUACAGGCCUGUGCCCUGGCUGAUGACUUGAAUAUCUUGCCUGGUGGCGAUCAGACAGAGGUCGGAGAGAAUGGUGUGACACUGAGCGGAGGACAGAAAAGCCGCCUUGCUUUGGCCCGGGCUGUUUAUAUGGAUAAGGAAAUCUAUUUGCUGGAUGAUCCUUUAGCAGCUGUGGAUGCGGAUGUUGCCCACCACCUCAUGGAGAAAUGCAUCCUGGGAAUUCUCAAGGACAAGACCAGAAUUCUUUGCACUCAUCGUAUCGAGUGUGUGGAUAAGGCGGAUGUGGUGGUGCUGAUGGACAAUGGGAUGAUUGUAAAAACAGGGACACCAAGCGAAGUCCUGUCUCUGGUAAAAGGCCCUAAAGACAGCAAGAACAGCAGCAAUGCUAAGGAGAAAGAUUCUGCAGGCAGUGAGGAAAAGGAAGCGAGUGAGCCAGAGCUGGAGGCAGAACUAGCGAUGUUUGGAGAAGAGCAGAAGCAAAUGGGCACACUGUCCUGGGUUGUUUAUCGCUCCUAUUGGAGAGCAGUGGGUGGAUGCAUGGCUGUAGCCAUCCUGCUCGCCCUCUUCCUAAUGCAGGCUUCAAAAAAUGUGUCCGACUGGUGGCUUUCACAUUGGAUUUCUCAUAUGAAGGACAAUAUGACUGAGCUGGUGUCAGUUUCAGCCGAUCCACUCUUAAUGCUGACUUUCCUUUCUCCUGGCAGACUUGUGUUUAAUGCACCAGCCAAAGGUUCAGAGGGUUCUGGGAAUAUGAGCUCAGAGCUGAAGUUUUAUAUGACAGUGUAUGGAUCUCUGGCAGCAGCAAACACAGUAUUCACCGCCGCUCGAGCAUUUCUCUUCGCCUAUGGAGCAAUCUGUGCUGCUACUGUUGUUCAUAAGAGACUGCUGUCCAGUGUGCUUAAGGCCACUAUGACAUUUUUUGACACAACACCCUUGGGUCGCAUCCUGAACCGUUUCUCCUCAGACAUUUACAGUGUGGACGACUCUCUCCCCUUCGUCUUAAACAUCCUCCUGGCCAAUGUGUUUGGUCUUCUUGGGAUGCUCAUCGUCAUGAGUUAUGGCCUUCCUUGGGUUCUGCUUCCUUUGGUUCCUCUGGGGGCGCUUUACUACCAAACCCAGUGUUUUUAUCGUUACUCGUCCCGUGAGCUGAAACGCCUGUGUAGCCUCACACUCUCUCCAGUUUAUUCACACUUCUCAGAAACCCUCAGCGGCCUGUCCACGGUGCGAGCCAGUGGACACACUACCAGAUUUGAGGAGGAGAAUGAGAGGCGUCUUGAACAGAAUCAGCGCUGUCUCUUUAACAGUAAUGCCGCCAUGCAGUGGCUGGAUAUACGGCUGCAGAUGAUCGGUGUGACUGUAGUAACAGGCAUCAGUGUGAUCGCAGUGAUCCAGCAUCAGCUCAAAUCCAUCGAUCCAGGUCUGGUGGGUCUGUCUCUGUCCUAUGCACUAUCCAUCACCAACCUGCUGUCAGGGCUGAUUUUCAGCUAUGCACAGACGGAGAUGCAGUUGGUGAGCAUUGAGCGCACAGAGGAGUAUUCAACCAGCAUCCCGCAGGAGCCCCAACAAGCCAGCCUUGAGGUUUCAGACAGGUGGCCUAAAAGAGCUCGUGUUGAGUUUUUAGACGUGGUGUUGUCGUACCGGCCAGGUUUGCCCAAUGCUCUUAAUGGGGUCAGUCUGGAGGUGUUGCCCGGUGAGAGGAUUGGCAUAGUGGGCCGUACAGGAUCAGGGAAAUCCUCAUUGUUCCUUGCGCUCUUCCGUAUGGUGGAGCUCAACCAUGGUCAAAUCUUGCUUGACGGAGUCGACAUCAGCUUGGUCAGGCUCGGUGACCUGCGAUCAAAACUGGCUAUCAUCCCUCAGGAUCCCUUCCUGUUCUCCAGCUCCGUGCGAGAAAAUCUUGAUCCUCACGGCCAUCAUCCGGACUGCAGACUGCUAGAGGCUCUUGAGCAAUGCCACCUAGGAAAUGUAGUUCAGAGGAACGGUGGCCUGGAUUCUGAGGUUGGAGAGAGAGGAAAGUCUCUAUCUGUGGGCCAGAGGCAGCUGUUGUGUCUCGCUCGUGCUCUGCUAACAGAGGCUAAUAUUUUAUGCAUUGAUGAGGCCACAGCGAGUGUCGACCAAAAAACGGACAUGCUGCUACAGAAAACCAUCAGAGAAAAAUUCAAGGAUAAAACCGUCCUCACCAUCGCCCACAGACUGAACACAAUUAUGGACUCCGACAAAGUAUUGGUGAUGCAUGCUGGGAAGGUGGUGGAGUUUGACAGCCCUGCUGCUCUGUGCCAAAAAGAAGACUCAGCUUUCCAGAAACUUUUACGUGGAGGGGAAGACCAAGUUUAAAAUACUGAUUUUCCAGCUAAGAAUGUAGUUUGAUUGUAAAGCAUGACCACUGCAUGUGUGCAACACUCUUUAACUCAGGAAAAUUUGUUUUGUUUUUUUAUAAAUGUCACAUUUGUAUUUAAAUGCAAAUCUGUCUUAGAAGUAAAUCGUUUUUUUAAA